AAAGCCCUGGGCUAGCCGGUGGCCAUGAAAGCGACAUAGGUGUCUGCCAAUCAACUUCCUCCAGUUCCCACACACCUGCUGCCAUUUGCUGAGCAGCAAGCUAGGUAGGUAGCCAAGAAGAAAGAAUGGCGUCGCCGCGCCUGAAGAGAGAGAAGUCCUUUGACUUCGAGCAGCCCAGCGGCCAAGAAGCCAUGGGAUCCGCCUCAGCGUCCUACAGCCCUCCCGGAGGCGUCUUUGGCCUCUCCCCGCCUGACUCCUCGCUGCCAGGCGAUGGCCGGAAGAGAAGGAAGGAUAGACCGUCAUGGGUCAAACAUACAUUAACACCUCAUUUUGAUGGUCACUUAUGGCGAAAGUAUGGCCAAAAGAACAUUAAGGACGCUGAGUACCCUAGGCUCUAUUUCAGAUGUUCUUACCGUGAAGAUAAGAAAUGCCUGGCCUCGAAGCUGGUGCAACAAGAGAACGACGACGACCCGCCACUGUUCACGGUGACCUACACGUACGAGCACACGUGCGGCGCAGCGCCCGUCCCGACUCCCGACAUCGUGGCGGAGCCGCCGGCAGCAAGGGAAGGAUUGGUGCUCAGGUUCGAUUCCCCGGCCGGCGGCCACCCCAAUGCGCAGAUGCAGCAACAGGGGCCGUACCAGUCUACGUCUUGGGGUCCGUUCAUGAUACUGAGCUUUGGUUCGAGUAGCCAGACGCACGAUCAGUUGCCUGUCUUCCCUUCCGAUCAAGGGGCCGGAGCAUCGUUGUCUUUUACGACGGAGGCGUUGCCGGCGCCGCCGUCGACAAACGGUGACAUGUUCUCGACGUGGGACUCGUUCAGAUAUGAUUUGGACGACCAUAUGCCCUUCGGCGAUCACGUGCAUUUUCCUUAUAACAGUAAUGACGAUGAUGAUAAUUACUGAUCGCGAGCCACGAUUCAUAAUUACAUGUGACAUUCUAUUGAUCUGAAAGUAUAUUUUUGUGGGGGACUGAGAUGGAUGUCUACUUGCUCACGGGAGCAUGGGAAUUAAUACAUUUUUCUCUCCUAAUCCAAGGGGGUUGUGCCUGUUGGAAUAUCAACAUAGCCCGGCAACAGGCGGGAUGCUACACUCUGCGUGAACAGUACUCCCGGGAUGAGGAUGCUACCCGACUGAGCUGAUUGCUGUAGUCAGUGCCUAAUCAUGUUUAUCCAAAGAAGCCAUCUGAGCUGAAGGUGCAAUUCUUUUCUUUUGGAGAUGGCUGUAGGUGCAGUUAGUUGUGCAUGGUUUGUAUCAUCAUUUUCUGAUUAAAACUGGAAACGAUUGCGCAUUA
Messenger RNA from Phragmites australis (common reed), 1293 nucleotides. Its product is annotated as probable WRKY transcription factor 4. Gene Ontology annotation, molecular function: sequence-specific DNA binding; DNA-binding transcription factor activity. Lineage: Eukaryota; Viridiplantae; Streptophyta; Magnoliopsida; Poales; Poaceae. The record is from RefSeq and is a predicted model, not a curated record. The transcript is spliced from 3 exons. The coding region runs from base 126 to 905 and encodes 259 amino acids. Gene Ontology annotation, biological process: regulation of DNA-templated transcription.